CGCGGAACUAGGCACGCCUUCGUCGUCCUCAUCUAAACGUACUCUUUUUAGUGCUACUAUUUCCAUAGUAUCUCGGUUCCGGCCCUUGAACACUGUCCCGUUACAAUGGAUAUAUUAAACGAUGACACUUUAAUGCGUAUAUUUGGAUAUUUAGAUCUAAAAUCGCAACAAAUUAUAACAACUAUCCAUCCACGUUUCUACGAUUUAAUGCCAAAUGUGUGGAUUUUGCAGUACAAAACCGUGAAUAUAUCAUUAUUUGAAGCAAAUUUUUCGUCAGAAUCUUUUGAAUAUUUCCUUGAAGCUAUUCGUUGCACAGUAAAGGCAAUCCGACUGAGAUUGAUGACAUGGGAGCAUUAUGAAGUUCUUAUCAGCAAAAUUUUUCCGAACGUUGAGGACUUUCGUUUUUCAACAGUUCCCAGCAAUCUUUUAACCGACAUUGAGAUACCAAAAAUAGCCAAAUCCUUCCCAAAUCUACGAACGUUCAGCCCACAAGGCCAUUUUUGUGGAGUGCAUUUCAAUACUUUUCCCAAAUUAGAGCGACUUACGCUCACUUAUUGCCGUCGUUUUUUCAUAAACAAUCUGUUAAUAAUUAUGAAAGUAUGUCAGCUUAAAGAAAUUAAGCUUUGCAUGUCUGAGCAACAUCACUUUCAAUCAGUUGCUUUCCGUUUGCCUUUUGACUGUGUGCAACAUUUAGAAUCUAUUAAAAUAGAUAUAGAUGAAUUGCCCUGGUUCGAGCGUGAAUUAAGUAAACUCCAACAUUUAAAAGAAUUGACUAUUUGUGGGCCUAGGCAAAGAUCCACCCUCUAUUUUCUCAUCGAUAAAUUAGAUUGUUUUAGGCAUAAAAGGCAUUUAAAAAUCUUAGAAACAUGCAACGCUUCCAAUACGUUGGGCACUGUUAUUAACGCUGGACUUCAAGUGGAUGCUCUAAAAAUUGUCACAGAUAACUUAUUAUUAGAUGGUUUUGGAUUUUUUACUAAUCAAAUGUUUGCAAAUAUAAAAGAAUUGUAUUUUAAAACCUGUUCGAUCUCAGAAGAGCAUAGCUUUGAAAGUUUAAUUCAUAACACACGACAUUUGGAACUUGUAAGCGUUGAACAAUGUUUAUUUGGCUUUGAUAAUUACAAGUUUGACAUACCACAAAUUGUUCAAAACCGUUUUCAACCCAUACGAAUAAAUCUAUAUCAAAAUGUCUUCGAGCCGACAUCACUUCCUUGGAAAUGGAGCACCAUUGGCGAUAGUUAUAUGCUUCAAAUCAUUGAAGGGAGAAACUACGAAUACUCCUUUGAACCCGUUUAUAUUGCUUUCAAAUAAAUAAAUUGAUUAAAUAUUGCAUUAACAUUAUAACUUUGUCUAUUAAGUCAAAAUCAAAUAAAAAGUUCUAUUCUAUUCAUUCUAUAACACAAUAUAUCCAAAUAGGGAAAAUUUUAUCAGAAAAAUAGCUUCUGACAAAAAGCCAUUUUAUUUUUCAAAAA
Molecule: messenger RNA, 1469 nt
Organism: Drosophila albomicans
Lineage: Eukaryota; Metazoa; Arthropoda; Insecta; Diptera; Drosophilidae
Exons: 3
Coding region: 106-1308 (400 amino acids)
Source: RefSeq, a predicted model, not a curated record